UUUUACGUGGCAAAAAGUUUGAGAACGAAGAAAGAAGAUACAAAAUGACGAAUGACGAUCCAUAAUCAAACCAAAUAACAAUGUCUUCUGAGCGUAAUGAACAAAUAUCGUCAUUUAACAUUAAUGGUUUUGAUGAAUGGCAGAGCAUCGACGACAGAAAUGGCUCUGAGAAAAGUUCUAGUAGUGACAGCCAAAAUUCAUCGAGCUGGUAUUUAGUUCAGGAGUCCUCGUCAAUUGUGGACAUUGGAGAUGCAGAAGAUCUUCAAUCAAAAACAGUUAUUGACGUAAAAAGCUCAGCUGACCAAGGUCUGCCACAGUCAGCCAUGUCAGAGAACGAGUUCAUUCAUCGAAUGAGAGAACACAUGGCUGAAGAAGUGGGAGGUUAUGUUUGGAAUGCUAGUAAACAGACUGCAAAAAGAGCAUUUGAUCUCUAUGCCAAUAUUGAUAUUUUGCGUCCAUACUUUCAUGUUGAACCUCAUGAAGUUAGAGAAAGACUGAUUGCCUCAAUGUUGCCAUCAUUACCUAAAAAAUCUUCUCCUGUUACAGUGAAUGGUGAACUUUAUGGACCAUUGAUGCUUGUGUUUACAUUGAUUGCCAUUCUUCUGUUUUCAAUGAAGUCUUCAGGACAUACUGUUCAAGAAGGAACAUUAAUUGGAACAGCCUUUGCUAUUUGCUUUGGAUACUGGAUUGGUGCUUCAUGUUUUUUUAAAAUUGUUGCCUACAUCUGUAAUACACAUCUUACAUUAUUGCAAACAAUUUCAUUGACGGGUUAUGCUUUGUUUGGUCCAUGUCUAUGUUUGUUUGUUACAACUUUUAUUCACCGUGAUACUCAUUCAAUUUUCUAUCUUUUUUGGUUGUUGCUUGGUGGUUUGCCAUCAGUGAGAAUGGUAAGCAUUUUUGUGAGCCGAACAUGGCAAAAGAAGCAAGGAUUGAUUGCUGGUUGUAUUGUUGCAGCAUUUCAUAUGUUUUUUCUGUUAUAUCUACUCUUUGCCUAUCGUCAAGCUCUGUUAGAACCAGAAGUGAUUAUUGGCUAUUCAACAAAUGGUAUCACAGACAACCCAAUAAUUAAAGAAAUAAACAUAUACAAUAGAGUUCUUAGAACUGGGAAUAUAAGUAGGAUUUAGAUUUGAAGGAUUGGAUUCAAGUUGUGGUAAGAAAAAAUAUAUGUGGAUAUAUAUGCAAGAUUGUAUUUUUUUCUUCAGUUAACUAUUAUGUGCUCAUUGUAUUUUGCCUGUUUGUGCAUUUUUUAUAUUUUGGACAACAGAGCAAUGUAGAAAAUUAUACAUUUCUCAUAAUAUGUGUGUGAUAGGUAAACUAUUGAUAAAAUAGUGUUGAUAGAAUAGACACAACUUGUGGUUUCUGUAUAUUAAAAUAUGAACCUUCUCUA
Molecule: messenger RNA, 1387 nt
Organism: Xenia sp. Carnegie-2017
Lineage: Eukaryota; Metazoa; Cnidaria; Anthozoa; Malacalcyonacea; Xeniidae
Product: protein YIPF3-like
Exons: 9
Coding region: 81-1124 (347 amino acids)
Cellular component (GO): Golgi apparatus
Source: RefSeq, a predicted model, not a curated record